GGCGCUACGGUAGAUUCGCGAACAUAACCCCACAUUAGGUGACAGCUGUCUUGUGAUGACAAAAAAUUGAAAAAUUCCUGCUGAUUUUUUUUUCAUAUUUGCCAUUUAUCCCAGUAAUUUAGCAAUUAAUUCCACCGGAAAAAUGUUCUCUAGUCUUAUUCGAAGGGUCCCACAGUUGUCUAGGACAAUUGCUCAACAAUGCAAUAGCAAUUCUCUCGCCAGAACUUUCAGCAUUUCCAGUACAGCUUUCACCCCAAGAGUGCAACAGCCAGCCCCUGAUUUUGCGGGAACUGCAGUAGUUGGCAAUGAUUUUAAAAAUAUAAAACUUAGUGACUUUAAGGGCAAAUAUGUUGUCUUAGUGUUCUACCCCUUAGACUUCACAUUCGUUUGCCCAACUGAACUAAUAGCUUUAGAUGAACGGCUAGAAGAUUUCCACAAGUUGAAUGCGGAAGUUAUUGGGUGCUCUGUGGAUUCACAUUAUAGCCACUUAGGAUGGAUGAACACUGAUAGAAAUAAAGGUGGAUUAGGCCCUAUAAAAUACCCAAUACUGUCUGAUCUGAACAAAAAUAUAUCAAAGGAAUAUGGGGUACUUCUCGAAGCUGAAGGUGUAGCCCUAAGGGGGACAUUCAUCAUUGACCCCAAGGGAAUCUUAAGGCAAAUUACCAUAAAUGACUUGCCUAUCGGUAGAUCUGUCGAUGAGACUCUCAGGUUAAUUGAGGCUCUGAAGUUUGUAGAGGAGCAUGGAGAAGUGUGUCCAGCCAAUUGGAAGAAAGGGUCAAAGACCAUCAAGCCAGACCCCAAAGGAUCUCAAGAAUAUUUUGCUUCUGCUAAUAAUUAAUAUAAAUAAAAAAAAAGGUUUGUUGUGUUUUACUUUGUAAGGUUUGAAAUAUUUGUUUUUUUUUUCAAGAAUAAUUAAAAUGAGUGAAUAUGGUGAUUUUGUAGCCACAUGAUAAAAGGGACUGAAGAAAUUAUAAAUGUUCUAUUUAAGUUAAUUUAAUAAAUUUUGGUGAUUAUA
Molecule: messenger RNA, 1015 nt
Organism: Anthonomus grandis grandis
Lineage: Eukaryota; Metazoa; Arthropoda; Insecta; Coleoptera; Curculionidae
Product: peroxiredoxin-2-like
Exons: 6
Coding region: 143-838 (231 amino acids)
Biological process (GO): response to oxidative stress; cellular response to stress; cell redox homeostasis
Cellular component (GO): cytosol; mitochondrion
Molecular function (GO): thioredoxin peroxidase activity
Source: RefSeq, a predicted model, not a curated record